Messenger RNA from Clupea harengus (Atlantic herring), 4204 nucleotides. It is a transcript of the gene epha2a, whose product is annotated as eph receptor A2 a. Gene Ontology annotation, cellular component: plasma membrane; dendrite. Gene Ontology annotation, biological process: axon guidance; protein phosphorylation; ephrin receptor signaling pathway. Gene Ontology annotation, molecular function: protein binding; ATP binding; transmembrane-ephrin receptor activity. The record is from RefSeq and is a predicted model, not a curated record. NCBI's taxonomy places the organism in Eukaryota, Metazoa, Chordata, Actinopteri, Clupeiformes, Clupeidae.
ACAGGGUGGAAAAGUUAGGAAGCGACUCAGUAGAGUUUCAACAUCGGGAAGUCCGUCUCCGCUGAGGAUUUAAACGUUACCAAUAUGGACUCCCGCCGUGUACAGUUUUUCACUUUGUUUGUUUUUGUAUUUAUUAACCAACUAUUUAUUGUAAUUCAAGGAAAAGAGAAUGUGCUGUUGGACAUGAAGGCCUCAGGAGGGGAUUUGGGCUGGCUGCCUUCACCCAGUGAGGAAGGGUGGGAGAUUAUGCAGACAGUGAUCAACAGCUCCCUGUUCUACACGUACAGCGUGUGUAAUGUGGCCAACGACGGCGACCAGGACAACUGGCUGCGCACCACGUUCAUCCAGCGCCGGCCGGACGUGUCACGAGUCUCCGUGGAGCUCCAGUUCGUUGUGCGCGACUGCGGCACGUUCGACGGCAACCUGCCCUCGUGCCGCGAGACGUUCGGCUUGUACCUGGCUGAGUCGGACGUGGACGUGGGCACCAGCUUCAGGAAGGCCAACUUCCGCAAGGUGGCCACUGUGGCGCCCGACGAGGUGACGGCGAACAAGGGCGGGGGGAAGGCCACACUGAGGGUGAACGUGGAGACCAAGACGGUGGGUCCGCUCUCCCUCCGCGGGUUCUACCUGGCCUUCCAGGACUCGGGGGCAUGCGUCUCCCUCGUCUCCACGCGGGUCUUCUACACCAUCUGCCCAGCUGUCACAAAGGGCCUGGCAGCGUUCCCAGAGAAGGUGGUGUCGGGCGCGCUCACAGAGGUGGAGGGCACCUGCGUGGAGAAUGCAGUGAUGGCUGCCCAGGUGCCCUCUCCUCGGAUGUACUGCACCUCCGAGGGUGACUGGGUUGUGCCCGUGGGACAGUGCCAGUGUCGGGCCGGGUACCAGGCUGUUGGAGAUUCCUGUAAAGUAUGUGAGUCCGGAUUCUUCAAGACCGUUGUCUCCAACGCGCCCUGCGAACCUUGUCCGGCCAACACCCAGCCCUCCAAGCCUGGCGCCCUCUUGUGUCAGUGUCUGGAAGGAUUUUUCCGCUCCCCCACAGACCUGCUGUCCUCACCCUGCUCCGCCCCUCCCAGUUCUCCUCGUGAUAUGGUUGCCACAUCACUGUCUUCCAGUCACCUUCAGCUGACCUGGCGCCCCCCUCUGGACAUGGGCGGACGCAGCGACAUCACCUACAGCGUGUCCUGCGAGCACUGCGAGGGCGCCAUGUGCGCACCGUGCGGCGAGCGGGUGCACUUCGAGCCGCCGGCCACCGCCCUGCGCGACACCAUCGUGACCGUCAGCGGCCUGGAGACGCAGCUCAACUACACGUUUACUGUGGAGGUGCACAACGGUGUGUCCCGUUACAACCUCCAGAGGGCCACCAGCAGCAUCACCACCGUGAUGCACAACACAGAUCCUCCAAUGGUGACGUCCAUUCGCCUGGACGAUUAUAGCCCCACCAGCCUGUCUUUGUCCUGGACCCUGGACCGCAGGGUGAAUCCCCAGUCAACCCAUCGCUACGAACUCAUGUACCGCAAGAAGGAGGAGAACAGUGAGCAGGAGUUCACCACUUACACAGUGCUGGUUUUGGAGAGGAACUCAGUCCAGCUCAAUGACCUCACCCCUGGCUCCAAGUAUGUGUUCCGUGUUCAGACACUGACACAGGAAGGCCACCCAAGCAGCACCAGCAUGGAGUAUGUGUAUGAGACCCUUCCCAUCGCGGAGUACCAGGCCCAGAGCAGCUCAAUGAUCGUUAUGGGAGCUGUAGUCGGUGGGGCAGUCAUGCUGGUCAUCGUUGUGGCCGUGUUACUGAUGCAUAAAAGAAGACAGAAUUUACGUUCAAGACAGAGACAUGGGGACAACUAUUUCAGCUGUGCAGAGAAACUUCACACCCUUAAGACAUAUGUGGACCCCCACACUUAUGAGGACCCCAGCACAGCUGUGCUCAAAUUCACCAGUGAGCUUCACCCCGGCCUCAUUACCAAGCAGAAGGUCAUCGGCGUAGGCGAGUUUGGCGAGGUGAUCCGUGGCAUUCUGAAGAAGCCGGGGCGCAGCGAUGUGGCUGUGGCCAUAAAGACGCUGAAGCCUGGCUACAUGGAGAAGCAGAGGCAGGACUUCCUGAGCGAGGCCAGCAUCAUGGGCCAGUUCGACCACCAGAACAUCAUCCAUCUGGAGGGAGUCGUCACCAAGUUCAAACCUGCCAUGAUCAUUACGGAAUACAUGGAGAAUGGAGCUCUGGACAUCUAUCUGAGGGACCAUGAUGGCGAGCUGUCUUCCUACCAGCUUGUGGGCAUGCUCAGUGGCAUCGCAACGGGCAUGAAGUACCUCUCCGACAUGAACUACGUCCACCGCGAUCUGGCUGCCCGUAACGUGCUGGUGAACAGCAAUCUGGAGUGUAAAGUGUCUGAUUUUGGCCUGUCACGCGUGCUGGAGGAUUACCCCGAAGGCACCUACACCACCACGGGAGGAAAAAUCCCCAUUCGCUGGACAGCCCCUGAAGCCAUAGCGUACAGGCAGUUCACCUCGGCCAGUGACGUCUGGAGCUUCGGCAUCGUGAUGUGGGAGGUCAUGGCCUAUGGAGAGAGGCCCUACUGGGACAUGACCAAUCAUGAGGUGAUGAAGGCCAUUAACGAGGCGUUCCGCCUGCCCGCACCCAUGGACUGCCCCUCCGCGGUGUACCAGCUGAUGCUCCAGUGCUGGCUCCACGACCGCUCCAAACGCCCGCGCUUUGUGGACAUCGUCAACGUGCUGGAAAAACUGAUGACGAACCCCGAGUCCCUUAAAACCAUUGCCAACUUUGAUCCACGGGUGUCAAUCCGCUUGCCGAGCACAAGUGGAGCUGGUGGCGCCCCCUUUAGGUCAGUGGAGGAAUGGCUGGAAUCCAUGAAGCUGUCUCAGUACAAUGAGCUGUUUGCUCGCGCCGGCAUCACGACCAUGGAGCAGGUGUUGCACCUAAAGUCAGAGGACGUCAGGAACAUCGGGGUGCAGUUGGCAGGCCAUCAGAAGAAGAUUGUCUACAGCGUUCUGGGACUGCGGGACCAGUGUUGCACUCUGGACGUGUUCGCAGUCUGAUAUCUCUGUCAUACGUCCCGGCGCUGCCAGGAAGUAGGCUGUCAACACGGUCCUGCAGGGCCCACCUGACACGGCCAGUUAGCCCAGACAGGCUGUACCUUCAGGUGGACCGCAGGAGAUUUCAGGAACGUUACAUGUGAAAGACAUUUUCUAUUAACCCUCGACAUUUUUUUUGUACAUAUACUGUAAUAACAUUUUUAUACUGAAUAUUUUUGUAACACUGUUGUUUGUUGUCUAUUGUUAUUAUCGUUGUUGUGUUAUUGUUAUGAGAACAUUUUGUAACGACCAGACCAUUAAGUGUCUUAAAAGAGGACCAGAAAUGAAACUGGAAAAGGGUAGUAGAAGUCUCCUUUUGUGAAAGACUUUAUAUUCGUGGUCUUGGUUGGUAUACCAUUGGCGAGCUUGAGAUUACCUUUGUUUUAUGAUGUCAAAAAAAGAUGUCCAACUGGACGAGAGUUGUCAAGGUUUGAGUAAACUUUGAGUAAACAUAACUGAUCAAUACAUGAGUACUUAAGAGCGGUCAACAGUCCAGUGAUGGUGUCAUGAUUAGAUUUAUUUGCAGUAAUAAUUCUUGACCAAUGUUGUAGUGUGGACAGCCCACUAAGUGCUCAAUGUGAAGAGACCUUCCUUGAUUACAAUCACUCUUCAAAGCUGACAUUCCUCUCUUUUCACAAGGCUUCAACUUAAGUCUUACCUGGAGUGGUCUCCCUGUUUGUUGCUAUUUUAUGCUGUAGCCAUGAAGCCAUUUUGUGUCUGUUCAAAGGCAGAUUUUGUUCAGUCGCAUAGGUGGAGAGCAUGAAGUGGAAUGAUAAGUGAGUAGGCAAUGAUGGGUGAAUGGUGGACUGCCCACUCUUGGUUAACGUGAGACUGAUGAACCACUAGAAAGGACAUAGGGACAACAGUAUGUUAACCACUUUAAAAAAACUCUGUUUUGAGAUGUGAAGUUUUACGUUACUGGACAUCAUAUUAGGCCGACCACUCCUGAACCACUGGGAAGCAUGCUUCCACAUGCGUUCCCAUUUGUCUUAAUGCUGCUUGUUUACACAAUUAUUUAAUAUUUAUUUUAUGUUUUAUUUAUUUAUUUCUUGUAUAUUAAAAUGCAAUAUUUGUAAUUGUUGUAUUGUUAUGAUGGAUAAUAAAUAAAUCUUUCAGUCUU